Molecule: messenger RNA, 2917 nt
Organism: Rhodofomes roseus
Lineage: Eukaryota; Fungi; Basidiomycota; Agaricomycetes; Polyporales; Fomitopsidaceae
Product: kinase-like protein
Exons: 17
Coding region: 66-2699 (877 amino acids)
Biological process (GO): peptidyl-serine phosphorylation; intracellular signal transduction
Molecular function (GO): protein serine/threonine kinase activity; ATP binding
Source: RefSeq, a predicted model, not a curated record
CCCGAGUCUAAGCCUCCGCUUCGACCGCGAGCUCUGCCUGUUCAGCGAGCGCGUCGACGAGCGCAAUGGCCGCCCCUCCCCGCCGUGCCCUACCAACGCCCCCGGGGCCGCCCGGAAACGCGUACUAUAGUCCACAACGCGAAGCUUCUCCCAGUCCCGGAGCGAUGGACAUUUAUUCCUACGGGAAUCCAUACAGUGCGCCGUACCCCUAUCCUCAGUUCAUGCCGCAAAGCAUGCCAUACCCAGAUGAGCAUCCAAGCAUGCUGCGUGGUGGAACAUUGCUUCACAAGGGCUUCUACGACCUUCUCUCUAUGAUCCCUACCACUCCGUCGCGUAUGUUUUGGCGUGACGAGCAAGAGCCAAUUGCGGGUCCUAGAUACGAAGACACAGCGUCACAAGAGGCCGAAGCACCUCGUAGGCCGGCGGAGGGACCAAGCUUCCCCGUGCCCACGAGCCCCACAAGUCCGACGAGGAAUUUGAGGGGACGCAAGAUCAGUAAAGACAUGGUAUCCAAGCCCGUCGGUUUUGUCCACUUAGUACAUGCUUCGGAUGCGGAGCAAGCUGAGGCCCUCCUGACAAGGUGGGGCCCCGAGGGACAAGGCAAGCUAGGAGACCCACGGUGGGCAGAUCCUAUAAAGGAUCGCCUCCGACAGUUGAACCAGGCUCGCGCGGUCAAUGAAGUUGUCAACGGUUUGAAGCCCUCCCAAAGCAGUAUGAUUAGACAAGGCGCGGGAGAUCCAACUCCGCUUCGCGUUGUGAACGGGAUCAGCACCACGACCUCCUCCACGAUAACGACCGCGGCGCGUGAGAAUGUCUCCUUGUCCCCUGUAGUGCCUUCGGGCCUGCCAUCGUCCAUAUCACCUAUCCAGACGGUCGGGCCAGGCGGUAACUCCACCAUCCGAUGGACCGCCGGUCUUCCCGCACAUCCUGAGCAUGAGCACGAAGAUGUCCACGCAUCAGACCCAGACAAAGAACUGCCGGAUGUACCCCAAGCGCCGGUCCGGAAGCCUAUCGUCCCGUCCCUUGCAACUCUAGAGAAGGCGGUCUCUGCCAAGAUCUAUUUCGAGAACUUGUAUUUCCCUUUGUUGCGCCACCCGCCAUCUCGCGAACAACGUAGGCUGGCCAUGGAGAAAGACAUGAUGAAUAUGCAAUUGAACGAGGCACAGAAAGAAUACCUCAGAAGCCGCUGGCGCCAGAACGAAACCGAUUAUUUACGGGAGCGGCGCCAGAAAGUAGAUGUCAGUGCCUUUGUCAAGCUGAAGACUAUAGGCCAUGGCGCCUUCGGUGUGGUCUCCUUAGUCCGGGAACGUUCCACGGCGCAGCUAUUCGCCAUGAAGCAGCUACGGAAGACCGACAUGCUGCGUAAGGGACAGGAAGGCCACGUUCGAGCGGAACGAGAUCUCCUAAAGUCCGCUUCCCUCGUCAGUUCGCCCGGAGGCGCAGACUGGAUUGUCAGGCUCUACUACAGCUUCCAAGAUCGCGACCACCUCUAUCUGGUGCUUGAAUACAUGGGCGGAGGAGACCUUCUGAAUCUGCUGAUCGAAAGGGACGUAUUCGAGGAAGACUUCACGCGGUUCUACGUCGCCGAGAUGGUUAUGGCUAUCGAAUCCUGUCACAAACAUGGGUUUAUUCACCGAGACAUAAAGCCCGACAACUUUCUUUUCGACCCGCAAGGCCACAUCAAGCUCAGCGACUUCGGCCUCGCGACGGAUCUUCACUGGGCGCAUGAUACCUCGUACUACGAACAGCAACGCCUCCACUUGCUACACAAGCAUGGAAUAGACCUUGAGGACAGCUUCGCGCCCUCGGACGGCACGCGAACGAAGCGCCUUGACCGCAAGGAAGUCGAACGUCUGAUGGGCGGCGGUGACGGCCAGGGUGGCAUUUUCACCUGGAGGGAGCGUAACAGGAGGAAGCUGGCAUACUCUGUAUGCGGUACGAACUCCUACAUGUCGCCGGAAGUCAUUAGGGGACAUGGCUAUACCUAUUCGUGCGAUUGGUGGAGCCUGGGCGUGAUAAUGUUCGAGUGUCUCUACGGGUUCCCACCGUUCGUCAGCAAUUCGCGCCACGUCACCCGACAGAAGAUUCUGAACUGGAAACAAUCUCUUCGCUUCCCCUCGCGGCCUCGCGUGUCCCAUGAAGGUGUGAGCCUGAUGGAGCAGCUCCUGUGCGAGCCAGAGGACCGCCUCGGAUCACAGGCGCCGUCUUCGGUCAGUAGGCCGAAUUCCAUGAUAAUGCAAGCGAGAAGGAGUGGUUUCAUCUCAAUCACUGGCGCCACGGGUAGUGUCGACGGCGCACACCUGAUUAAGGCCCACCCAUGGUUCCGUGGCAUUGACUGGGAGAACAUUCACCGGUACCCUGCUCCAUAUCGCCCUGAACUCCGUCACCCGGAAGAUACCCGACACUUCGACGAUGACAUCCCGCCAGAGCCUCUCGCACCGGCGAACGGUGCAGCUGCGGAUGCCACGCGUGACCCGUUACUUCGGGACAAAGUACACGGACAAGAGAUCCUCGAGGUGCGGAAAGCCCUGGCGUUCGCUGGGUUUACGCACAAGAGUCCUCGAGUCAUCAGUUACGUAAGAGCCGACAAGGCGUUCGACCCGGAGCCUGACACAUACGGGCACGAGGAGACCGAGCGCGGUCGCUCAGUAGUGCGAGAAGAUCGGGACGUUGGCAAAGGAAGAGCAAUCUCUAUGUAAUCGUUCGAUCAAGCUGUACUAUCUUGGACUUCAUUCGCCACGACCCACCCGCGAGUUCUCCAGCAUACUCCCACUAACCCGUUGCUACAGCCCAUCCUCACACCUGGAACGUUUACCCCGUAUCCGGAUGAUACCUAAUUACGAUCUAAGUAUCUAUGCUUGUAUCUUGUAACUUCUUGCCAGCGCCGGCGGGAAAUAGUAUUGCCUUUGUUGUUGGA